Messenger RNA from Sphaerodactylus townsendi, 956 nucleotides. Its product is annotated as carboxymethylenebutenolidase homolog. The transcript is spliced from 6 exons. Gene Ontology annotation, molecular function: hydrolase activity. Bases 213 to 953 code for a protein of 246 amino acids. NCBI's taxonomy places the organism in Eukaryota, Metazoa, Chordata, Lepidosauria, Squamata, Sphaerodactylidae. The record is from RefSeq and is a predicted model, not a curated record.
GCCACGUCCUGGUGCUGUUUUGUAACAAGCAGGUCCUUUUCACAGGAGAGACACAAAAGGAGCAGCUGAGACCAGUCACUGAAGCUGAAGCGGCCCAGCUCCUGUUGCUCCUUGGAAUCUUUCCAGGCCUUUGCAAAGGGGCUCUCCCUUCCAGGAAGGUAGGACAGCAGCCUGGCUUGCCAAGCAAAGAGAGGGGUGCUGACCAGUUAAAGAUGGCGAAUGAAGCAAACCCUUGCCCGUGCAACAUUGGAGAUACUUUUGACUACAGAAGUCUUGGAUGUGAAAUUUCUGUUGAGCACAUCAGUGCCUACCUUUGCAAACCUUCCCUCUCUGCUGAGAAAGCUGUGAUUGUGAUUCACGACAUUUAUGGAUGGCAGCUGCCUAAUACCAGGUGCAUUGUUGAUAUGCUUGCAGCCAAUGGAUACCUAGCAAUUCUUCCAGACUUUUAUAAAGGACAAGAGCCUUGGAAACCAUCUAAUGAUUGGUCCACAUUUAAUGAAUGGCUAAAAACACGAGAUGCCAAGAAAAUCAAUACGGAAGCAGAUGUUGUCCUGAAGUAUCUUAAAGAACAGCGUAAUGUGAAGAAAAUAGGUGUUAUUGGAUUUUGCUGGGGUGGAGCUGCAGUACAUCACCUGAUGUCAUCAUAUUCUGAAUUUAAAGCAGGUGUCUCACUGUAUGGAGUUAUCAGAUUAGCAGAGGACAAGUACAAUUUAUUGAACCCCACAUUUUUCAUUUUUGGAGAGAAAGAUGAAAUCAUUCCUUUAGAACAGGUCGCUGAACUAGAACAGAAACUGACAGAGCAUUGCAAAGUUGAUUUUGAGGUUAAAAUCUAUCUGGGUCAAACACAUGGCUUUGUACAUCGCAAGAGAGAAGAUAUUAACCCUAAAGAUAAACCUUACAUUGAAGAAGCAAAGAUGGACAUGAUGAAUUGGCUAAAUAGAUAUAUUUUAUAGACA